Molecule: messenger RNA, 3372 nt
Organism: Bemisia tabaci
Lineage: Eukaryota; Metazoa; Arthropoda; Insecta; Hemiptera; Aleyrodidae
Gene: Sms
Product: spermine synthase
Biological process (GO): spermine biosynthetic process
Molecular function (GO): spermine synthase activity
Source: RefSeq, a predicted model, not a curated record
CGCCGGUUCCGCGUUCCGGUUAUCAGUGAAUGCCAUUGCUUUGUUCUCGCGUGGUUCUUUGGGUCGUUGAUUAAUUUCAAUUGUGAUAUUAAUUAGUUCCAUUAACUCUACACUUCUUUCAUACAGUCUCAGUUUGAAGCGUUGAGUGUUCGUGAGAUUACAGUGAGUAUUUGCUCCUGCUGCCCUCGUUUUAUCCUCAAGUCAGAAGCGUAAGAACCAAGUUUAGGUUUCAAUUUAGGAAACCAUGGCUGUUCACACAAUUUUGAUAGACUUCACAGUCACCCCUUCGAAGGUGAAAAGCGAAUGGCAAAAAAUUUCGAGUUCAGUUGAGAAAGUGCUCAGUGGCUAUUUACCGGAUUUGACGCCCCUGAGGAAAGAAUCCAUCGAAGACGGGCAAGAGCUGAAACCACUAUCGACGUUCACUGCCAAGAGAGACGCGUAUGUCAUAGUCAGAGGAUUUCCGAAUGGUCUGGUCACUGUCAAUGUUGAAUACUUCAAGCGAGAGGAUGAAGAGCCCCUACUCACAUUUGAUGACGUAAAGAAAAUCGAAUCAAGCGUAUCAGAACUAAUCGAAAGUAGCAAGAGUCAUAAAUACCCACCCAUUAAAAGAGGGCCGAACAUUGAUAGAUACUUUUUAACCUCAGAUGAACGAAUUUUGGAGUACGAUAUCGAUAAAGUUAUCUUCGAAGAAAAGUCUCCCUACCAAAAGGUGCAAAUUGUCCACUCCAAAUCACUGGGAAAUUUACUCCUGCUAGAUGAACUACAAAAUCUUGCCGAAAGUGAUCUUAUUUACACCGAAACCCUCAUGCAGCGAGGGAAGAUAAACUACGAAAACAAAGAAAUCGUAAUUCUAGGAGGUGGAGACGGUGCUUUACUUUAUGAACUUCUGAAAGAGAAACCUAAAUUUGUUACCAUGUUGGAAUUGGAUCCAGUAGUGCUACGAGCUUGCAAGGAGCAUUUAAGAGGCUGUUGUGGGGAUUGUCUUGACACAAUGAAAGGCGAAAACUAUGAAAUUAUUGUAGAUGAUUGUAUCUAUUCAUUGGACAAGAUGAUUGCAGAAGGGAAAAAAGUUGACUUCGUUUUCGGAGAUCUCACAGACAUUCCUGUAGCCACAUCGCCACAAGGGGAAGCGUGGGAUUUCAUCAAACUUAUUUUAAAUAUGUCUUUCAAAGUCUUGGCUCCCAAUGGAAAGUAUCUGACACAUGGUAAUGGUGCAUCAAGCCCAGAAUCUUUGAAAAUGUUCGAGACUGUUUUGAGUUCGCUAGAAAUUCCAGUAGAGUUCUCAACUGACCAUGCCUUCGUCCCAUCUUUCCUUGAAGAUUGGAUAUUCUACCAAAUAUGGGCCAAACCGCAGAGCAAAUAGUCCCUUGUUCAAAAGUAUUGUUCGGCUGAGAAUUUUUGCUCAUCGCAUUUUGGUUUGUGUUUGCUCCCUUUAUUGACCGUUUAAAAGGAGUGUUAUUGUUUGAACGUUAAGCGUUAUCUACCCCGAUAGUAUUUUCCUACUAUUUUUUCUCAGGUCCUAAAUAUCUAUACUCUCUCUUAGGUUAGUUACCUCUUGCUUGUAAGUAUCUGAAGCACAAUCGUCCUCUCUUAGCCUACUAAAUUUGUCGAAAAACUUGCCUUCUUUCCAAAUCUUACUUCCUUUAAAACUAAAAUUAAUCCGAGAAAAGAUACUGUCUGUCCAAAAAAAUAGUAAUAAUUUUAGGACAGUCUGAAUUUGGAAGAAAAUUUAAAAUUUUUGACCAAUAGUUAGACUUUUCUCUUUCAGAAGUCUCUCUCCUCUUGUGUAUACUUGCUCCUGCGUACAAAGCCAAAAUUACCACCGGUAAUUGCAAGACCUCUGAUUUCCACACUGCGGUAACUUUGAAUCAGUUAAUGAUAUUGGCAUUGUGUUGAUUUGGUUUUUGUGUUUUCCAUGUGUCACCCGUACUCUGUUUUACACGAUGGUGUUUAAGCAAACAGUCACUUCAGAUUUUAAAGUUACCAAUUUUUCCUGUCAAUGAUAUUGUAUGUGAAAAUUCACAAGAUUACUUUUUAAGUUUUUCUCUCAUUGUAUUGUUAGUUUUUUUCUUUGUUUGAAUUUUUGUCACUGUUCUUAGAGCAGUGUUAUGAUUAAGUCAUACCGUUGACAAAUUUCUAGUCGAUUUUUUUUCCUGGAGUCUUUUUCUGUCAAGCUGAUUCACAGCUGUUCUUGAGGCCAUGGCAAAAAGUGUUUUUUUUUUGUUUUUUUUUUUUUUAUUAGAAUCUUUCAAUCACAUUAGAUAGUGUAAACUGGAACAGUGUUUUUUAAGGAACAAGAAAUUUUAAUUUAAUACUUUUACAAGAACUGGAACAAAGUAAAAAAUUAGUAUGUAGUAACAGAAGCCAAUUCUGCGGAAUAUCGAUUUCCUCAAUUGGUAAAGUUCUUUGUUGAAAAAAACUCCAAUUGAUGUCAUUGCUAUCAUUGUAUAGGCAAUUUGAACCAAAACUUGACCAAAAUUGUUCCAUUCUAUUAGAUUUAAAACUUUUGACUGAAGAUCAAAUCCCAAUUCUUGAAAAAAAAAAAAAAAAAAAAACCCAAUCGCCAAAAAUCAAAAUCUUGAACUAAUCGAUUCAAAAUUGCCAUUCUUAGUGUUAACAAGAUCUGAGUAUCAGUUGUCUUAGUUUCGCCCAAUGGGGCCACUCAGUUCUCCUACAAUCAAUUUGAGUCUUAAAAUCCUCUAUUUCCCUCUCGACAAUUUUAAAAUUUGUUGAGUAACCAGAAUUUUUCAUUUCCUGAGUGGCAUCACGCCUUUCUGUUACUGUUGGAAUAUUUUAGUUUUGGUUUCUUGUAUUAUGCAGAGAGUUUGCCAUCGACAUAGCCCCGUCAAAUUAACAUAAUGUCAUAAUUGUGUUUAAUGUUUAAGGCAAACGGCUCUUUUUAUUAAAAGAAGCAGUUUUCAUGGAAGUAGUCAUGAUCAAGAAAAUGAAACUGUGGGGCAACAAAAAAAUUUUAACGCAAGGUUCAUCAUUUAAAACAAUUAAAGUUGAAUGAGAAUUUCCAUUAAUGUAGUAACUGAAACCUCUAUUCCUCAUUAUGCGAUAAAAAUAAUGUCACAGACGUAGUUUAGUAGCCCACAGUGAUGAAAAUUCAAGAUUAAUUUUCUCGUCAUGUAACUUACUCCUACAUGACUAGUUUCUUAUAGAACAGAACAUUAUUGAAAAAUUUGUUGGAGAUGCAGUAUUUUAUUUUUGGACAGUAAGAAAAGAUCCCUCUUUACUAUCACUUAGUAAGCAUCAAUAUUAAUAUUAAUAUUUUCCGCAGACUUUAUUCCAGAUUUUACUUUUUUGUCUUUCCUUUGCAAACUUUCCAAUCUUAGUGUAUUAAAGUAUGUAUUUAGUUUUCACCCACAA